GAAGAAGGGAACAGGGAAGCAUGAUGGAAGACUGUGGAGAGAGGGAAUUCUACUUCUAGUAUGGAUGGUCAGAGUGAGGACAGCCCCACAAAUCAAGGAUGAUGAGGAAGAAAAAGAAAAGGAAUCAAAUUCUGGGCAGUGUGUAGCUGCUGAAGAAAGAUUUCGAAGCAGAUGGUAGAACUUCCAAUUUGACGACUUUGAGGAUGGUUGAUCUCCAUUGACUUGCCUACAGCAAAGAUUCACAGAUCGUUUCCCUCUCUGUCUUCUUAUCUGUACACCCCCUUUUACCUCAUAAAUCUCAGUAAGAGUAGAGUGCAGUAAAAGCAGACUGUUAGAUCUCUCUCUCUCUCUCUCUCUCUCUCUCUCUCUCUGUAUUAGAAUCCCCUAGCCAGAAUCAUCGGCAAGAAAGUCUAGUGCUCCUCUUCCCUUCUGAUCCGUCUCUCUUCACCUCCUACUUUCCAUUGGAGCUCCAAAAAUCGCACCUUUUCCAUCUCUCUCAUGGAUCGCAAGAGCUGUGCCAAGUUGCCACGGGACGUCCCCAAGUUCCAGCAGACCCUGUGCCUCCCUCAGGGAGAUAAGAAAGAACCCACCACAGCCGCGGACUCUGUGGCAUCUGCUGAAAGGAGAGACCUUUUACCUUCCGCAGCCUUGGGUGGUAGAGAGUUACAAGUGGCCGCAGCGAGAGAGAAGGAUGAGCAAAGGCGGCAGCUUGCGCCCAGGAGGAGCUCCAACAAGGACCGGCACACCAAAGUCGACGGCAGGGGGAGAAGGAUCAGGAUGCCCGCCCUCUGCGCCGCCAGGAUCUUUCAGCUCACCCGUGAAUUGGGCCACAAGUCGGACGGGGAGACCGUCCAGUGGCUCCUCCAGCAAGCGGAGCCCUCCAUCAUCGCCGCCACCGGCACGGGCACUAUCCCGGCGUCCGCCCUCGCCGCUGCCUCCACCGGCGCCGCGUACUCCCACCUGGGCGCCAGCGUCCCUGCGGGACUCCACCAGAAGCUCGAUGAAAUGGGACAGAGAGCGGCCGCCGCCGUGCAACCCAACUGGGCCGCAGUCGGGGCUGCCGGCUUGCCUCGGUCGCACCCGGGCUUGUGGCCGACGCCGGUGUGUGGCUUCGAUUCCGGAUUCAUGCGUCCGUCAGCGGCAGCCUCAUCGAGCUCGAACAACGUCGGGGCAGGAGGCGGCGGCAGCGGCGACGCUUCCAUAGGCAGUUUCGUGCAGAGGACGGGGCUGCAUGGGCUGGAAUUGCCAGGCUCCAACCUCAGCGCGAUGAGCUUCGCCUCCAUGCUCGGCGGGCAUGGGCAGCAGCUGCCGGGGCUGGAGCUCGGGCUCUCGCAAGAUGGGCGUAUCGGGGUAUGGAAUCUAGAGGCCAUGGGCCAGAUAUAUCAGCAGAUGGAACCAGGGAGGUUGGUGGCAGGCGCUAAUGGUGCCGGGCAAUGGCAACAGCAGCAGACUCAUCAGUCAGAUGAUUCAUCACAGGGAUCAGAACAGUAGAAGGAAGAAUUCUGGAGGACAGUAUGCAGGAAUUCACAGUACACAACUUAACUAAGUAUUCUUACUUUGCUUGCUAGUUUUUGUUCUUGCAUGCAACUUUAAGUAGAAACCAGAGACAGAGAGAGAGAGACAGGAAGUCACUGAUUCAAUCUUUCUCCACAUCCUUCCUUCCACUGCAAACCCAGCUAUGGUCAGUCAUCAAGCCAGGUAGGUGUAGUAUGAUACCAGAGCUGAAUAGGUCAGCAAUGAGACUUAAGCUAUUUUGUUCAUCUUGAGGUGUGUAGAUAAAAAGAGUUUUGGCCAUAUAGGAUUGUUUUUGUUGUGAGGUACUGAUGAUGGAUGUAUUUGUGUCUUAUAUAAAUUGGUAGCAUAGUGUCUCCUAUGCUUCUCAUUAAGAAUCCUGAGUUAGCUUUAUCAAGUAUUUUUGAAUUCCUAAAAUCAGUUUAUUUGUUAGAUAAAUAAUUCAAAUAUGUAAAGACUUCCAUACAAAGAAAAAUAAAAUAAAAUAAAAUAUUAAAAAAAAUUCUUUAAAGAAUGUAAAAGGAACCUUGAAUUCAGGUUUAACUGGAGGGAACUCCUUAGCAAAUUUAAGAUACAAUAACAUAAUUUACGAUACAAUAACAUAUCACAUAUCAUGUGCCGGUACACGAGAUACUAUAAUUUACGAUAAGAAUGAUACUGACAACCUAGAGCAGGUGAUCCGCUAACAUAUCAUGUGUCGGUACACG
Messenger RNA from Musa acuminata AAA Group (dessert banana), 2219 nucleotides. RefSeq names its product transcription factor TCP20-like. Gene Ontology annotation, cellular component: nucleus. Gene Ontology annotation, molecular function: DNA-binding transcription factor activity; sequence-specific DNA binding. Lineage: Eukaryota; Viridiplantae; Streptophyta; Magnoliopsida; Zingiberales; Musaceae. The record is from RefSeq and is a predicted model, not a curated record. Bases 499 to 1491 code for a protein of 330 amino acids. The transcript is spliced from 2 exons.